CUCUUAUUUUCAUCACCUUGGUGCCGGAUUAGUCUGUCGCAAGUCUGUCGCCCUCCGAGUACCUAUUUUAAUUCCACGGUGACACCAAGAUCUAAGACCAUUAUCCUCGUACCAUCUAUAUCUGUAGCUCACGGUCAACUCACGGUACCCUGCGACACCGUGCGAGUGGAUGGAAAGGAAUCUGACCCAUCGUUCCAACCCGAACAUGGGGGCGGUUACGAUGGCGAGAUGUUGGAUAGGCCAGAGAUAUGCCAUGUUUUCUUACAGUUUUGAGGGGGGGGGAAACGUAAAAGCUUCCAAUUCGAUGUUUCAGCCACUGAGUCUCGGUCAAAGCGUUCUUCACGGUGUUGAUGGUGUAUUCGUCGCACAGCACGACUAUCUUUGCGACUUCAGUACAGAUCGGCUAGUUGAUGGGCACGUGCUGCCACGGCCCCCAGCAUCAACCGCUUUCACCGAUUUCACCAUGCAAUUCCAGGAGCUGAGCUCACUUGCUCAUUAUAACGAAAAAUGCCGCGACUCCUUGGUUUGCCAAAAUGCCCCGUGCUGAAGUAUUCUCGCUACCACCGAUAUCGUUCACAUCAGAAUUUCCCAAUUUCUCCCCGCCAACCACAUCUAUCCUUCCUUCUCAUUUCAGAGCUCUCUCCUACGAUGCAGCAGUAUGGGCUUGGUCAUCUCAGGAACUGCAAGAGAUUGUGUCUCGUACGAUUAGGUAUUCAGCUCGAGAGUCCUCCAUGCGGCUACUUUCCUUGGAACUACUGGAUACCACCUUACCGGACGAACUUCACAAGCUCCAUAACCAGCGACAUACUUCAGGUCAGAAGUACCGAGAUAUUGUACAGCGAAGAAGCAUGUUGAUUGAAAGGUUGUGGAAUGGUAUUGCCAAGCCCUGCAACUCCUCGCCAACUGAAUCCUUGAUAGCCUCCGCCUCUGCUCUUCUUUUCCAGCUCUCAGAGACCGUCGUUGAAUCCGACAAGCUCGCUGAAGGAUUGGUCCAGAUCUGUGAUCAAGUAAAAGAGAUACAACAGUUACUUAGUAGUCAUUCGACUAGUGCGUUGGCUGUCGCUUUACGAAAGCUCAACAAAUCUUACACCGAACGCACCGAAGAACUCGUUAGGGCCAGAGAACGUAUCAGUCAACUUGAGGCUGAAAGAGAAGAUGCAUGGAGGGAGGCUGAAAAAUUAGCUGAUAGACUGGACGCUGUUGAACGAGGGAGGGAACAAUCUGACUUUAUGCAGGAAGGUGUCCAAACUCAGAUGGGUGUGGAAGCUACGGAAGCCGCCCAGCUACCGGUAACCUUCUCACCUCUCGUGCCGACGACUUCUACUAUGCUACCUACCAUCGAUAGGUUGCCUGCACCUUUUUUACCUCAACUCUCAUCACCAUCGACACCCACGACCCCGACCCCCUUCACCUCCAAGCACUUUUCCCCCAAGCACUUUUCUCCGCCUCACCUACCACCCUCUCCAACUUCCAUCUGGGAAGACUUGUCUCCUGUGAUUCCAAACGGCCAAGGCCAGCGGCCUCGGAGGUCGUCAACAGGCACUUCCAGUGGUUAUUCUCUCCUUGAAACUCCAGGAUCUCUGACAACAUGUACGGAAGAGAGCACGGGAUGUUGGAGCGUUGAAACGAUUGAAACCUCUACACCUAAUGCAUAUGCGCAUGCCGAAUUCGAUGGGAAGGAGUUACCCAAUUUACCAGUUGCGAUUACUGAAUCUCGGCGUCCAGUCAGUAGCUGGAGCAUACAGACUGGCGAAAGUGGUUUCACUAGAACGACAAGAGGAACGCCCAAAUCGCAUCGCACAGGUGUUUUCAUUUCUAGCUCCCCUCCACCGCUUCCGACAGCUUCUCCCGUCAUCCCGCAGACGGUCGAGCGCCCACUUCCUCUGAUACCUUCGGAGUCUUGGCACGAACCCCAAGAAGAUGAGGCAGACGACUCAGAUUCUGACACCACCUCACUGAACUACACGGAGGAAGGCGAAGAAAUUUCGAUUCAAACUGUUGAAGUUAUCAGCCUUGAUCCCGUUUCUGAAUCCCGCUCGUUGAGUUUCGAGUCGUUCACUGGAGUGAGCAGGACUGUCGAGAAACCAACACUAAUCAGCGUUCCCAGUUUGCCGAAUCUUAAGGUGAGGGCCAGCAUACCGUUGAUGGACCCAGUUCCCCAGUCUGCUCCCCCGCCUGUCCAUCUACAGGAAUUGCGAGUGCGAACUCCGCAAGGUCCCACAAAUGUGAGCGGACACAUAGAUGACGAAGAGAGGUAUGACCACGACGAAGAACAAGAUCAGAAACGACAGUUGAUACAACAGCCGCGCAUCGUUGAAGCCACUACACUGCUUCCCAAGACUUACUCUAACCCGAGUACCAGACCUCCUCUAUCUAAGCUUCUAAUCCGACGAGGAGCAAAGAGUGGGAAUGGCUCAAUGGACAAGAACUUAACGUUAACGAUCUUGACUAGUUCAUCGUCUUCACGAAACGAUGAUAGCACCGAUAUCGUUGCUUUACCACAUCCUUCUUCCUCUGUUCCUCUUCCCCCUGAAUCACCUCGGAUUCGUCUCACGACGAGUCGAAACUGCACUUUGAACCCGCCGCGUUUUCGACCACCUUCUCAUUCACCACCUUCUCAUCCACUACCCUCUCAUCCACCACCUUCUAGUCCGAGUUCGACCUUGAAAUUCCUGGAAGCCAGCCCUCCGGAUUCAAGUACCGUUCCGUUUACAACAUCUUCUACGGGAAAGCCACAGUCGAAGAGGUAUUCUGAGUCGAUUUAUUAUCAACAACCUCCGCUUGGUUCUUCGUUUCUAGAGAUCACAAGUCCUUUUACUGGUGAAGAUACAGCAGAGGAGGAAGCGCCAGAAACACGGAAAACAUCGGGUGCGACAUCUCUAGCGUAUAUGGAUGAUAUGCAGGCGAGAAGAAGCACUCGAGUAUCUGAAGGAAGUUUGAGACUUUCACCGAGGACGAUGGAUGUUGGCGCUGAGGCUUCAAAGACAAACAAGCCGGAUGAAGGACCUUCAGUUGCAGCUUCCUCUUCGACAACGCCGAGACAGACGAUAGCACUGGAAGAAAAGGCGAGAGCCAUGAGGAGGGAUGCAAGCGUCAAUGAGAUGUCUGACUCGGAAGUGGACUCUCAGACCGAGCUGUCGCCGAGUUCGACUGAAGUUGUUGAGUCGAUAACGCAUAAUUCAUUUCCGAAUAACGAAUCAGGUGGUUCUUUUACUUCUCAGCAAGGGAUGAAGCCGCAGUCUGCUAUUCGCUUUCCUCGGGGUCGGGUGAGUACAGGAUACGGUUCGGGUGUGGUUACGACCACGCCGAGUGAGGGGAUUAUAGGUGGGCCUGGGGUGCGUGAGAGAGGGUUUACGCUCAAUCAACUAGGAUCUGGGAUUCAGAAAUGGAAGGGAAGGUUUACCAGUCAUCGGAGUAAGGGGAAUGUGCCGUCCGGUGUAUUCGUAUCGUGAUUUAUUACCUUUAUGACCAUUAUACCAACAUACCAUUUUCUGUAACAGUUAUACUCUGGCACUUAGCCUCCAAAUCUCGCUUCCUGGAUACUACUCGAGGAACACGAACGCUGUACCAUUCCUUAUUGUUUUGUCCUUGACUCGUUGCAAGAAAAGUAUGGAUGUUCUUCACGGGAUUUGCAAGAAGAAAAGCAAGGGCUACUUGUUCUCCGCCUGCCACGCAGAGUAGUUCCCAUUAAAUGCCCAUGAAGCCAAGGACUGGAAUAGAAGAGAAAGACCGAUCAGCGAAAUUCGCUGUGAAAAGCGGAUCCUUGCC
Messenger RNA from Marasmius oreades (fairy-ring Marasmius), 3768 nucleotides. RefSeq lists its product as uncharacterized. Lineage: Eukaryota; Fungi; Basidiomycota; Agaricomycetes; Agaricales; Marasmiaceae. The transcript has 4 exons. The record is from RefSeq and is a predicted model, not a curated record. Bases 534 to 3452 code for a protein of 972 amino acids.